This is a messenger RNA of Aspergillus tanneri, 1197 nucleotides long. RefSeq names its product multifunctional nuclease RAD27 (gene fen1). The record is from RefSeq and is a predicted model, not a curated record. The transcript is spliced from 5 exons. Lineage: Eukaryota; Fungi; Ascomycota; Eurotiomycetes; Eurotiales; Aspergillaceae. Gene Ontology annotation, molecular function: 5'-3' exonuclease activity; DNA binding; 5'-flap endonuclease activity. The coding region runs from base 1 to 1197 and encodes 398 amino acids. Gene Ontology annotation, cellular component: cytoplasm; nucleus.
AUGGGUAUUAAGCAUCUAUUCCAAGUCAUUUCAGAGAAUGCACCAGAUGCGGUUAAGGCGGGGGAUAUCAAGAAUCACUUUGGCCGGAAGGUUGCUAUAGAUGCGUGCGUUGCGUCUAUGAGCAUUUAUAGUUUCCUUAUCGCGGUCCGCUCCGAAGGUCAGCAACUCAUGAGCGAUACGGGCGAGACCACAUCGCAUUUGAUGGGCAUGUUCUACCGCACCCUGCGCAUGGUUGAUAACGGAAUUAAACCUCUUUACGUUUUCGAUGGAGCCCCGCCAACGCUGAAGUCUGGCGAACUGGCUAAGCGUACCGCCAGGAAGAGCGAGGCUGCCGACGCUCAUGAAGAAGCGAAAGAGAUAGGCACGGCGGAGGAUGUCGAAAAGUUCUCCCGACGUACCGUCCGUGUUACGAAAGAACAUAAUGCAGAAUGCAAAAAACUCUUAGAAUUGAUGGGAAUCCCGUAUAUUGAUGCCCCGACAGAGGCAGAAGCGCAGUGCGCUGUUCUUGCUCGAGCAGGGAAGGUGUACGCUGCAGCUUCAGAAGAUAUGGACACAUUAUGCUUCGAAUCACCGAUUCUUUUAAGACAUCUUACCUUCAGCGAACAGAGAAAGGAGCCGAUCCAAGAGAUCCACAUGAGCCGCGUGCUAGAGGGUCUCGGGAUGGACCGACGCCAGUUCAUCGAUCUAUGCAUUCUACUCGGAUGUGACUAUUUGGAGCCGAUUCCCAAAGUUGGACCUAACACUGCCCUGAAGCUGAUCCGGGAGCAUGGGAGCCUAGAAAAAGUGGUGGAGGCUAUUGAGAGCGACACAAAGAAGAAAUACGUCAUUCCGGAAGACUGGCCAUAUCAGGAUGCCAGAGAGCUGUUCCUCAAUCCAGACGUGAGGGAUGCCAGUCAUCCCGAUUGUGACUUCAAGUGGGAUGCACCUGACGUGGAAGGCCUCGUGGAAUUUUUGGUCAGGGAUAAGGGUUUCAAUGAGGAUCGGGUGCGUAAUGGUGCUGCUCGGUUGCAGAAGAAUCUAAAGACCGCCCAGCAAUCUCGGCUAGAGGGCUUUUUCAAGCCAGUGGCCAGGACGGAAGAGGAGAAGGCCAAUCUUAAACGUAAGCACGAUGAGAAGAUUCAGGAGCAGAAAAAACGCAAGAAGGAUGAGGCCAAGGCCAAGAAAGAGGCCAAGUCAAAGCCUCGAGGUGCUGGUUAA